Molecule: messenger RNA, 2831 nt
Organism: Vombatus ursinus (common wombat)
Lineage: Eukaryota; Metazoa; Chordata; Mammalia; Diprotodontia; Vombatidae
Gene: EXTL2
Product: exostosin like glycosyltransferase 2
Exons: 5
Coding region: 796-1794 (332 amino acids)
Cellular component (GO): membrane
Molecular function (GO): glycosyltransferase activity
Source: RefSeq, a predicted model, not a curated record
AUGGCACCAUUGAUAGAUAACAAUCACCAUCUGCACAAUUCUGCCUUCAGCGCUGUAUUAAGAAGAAUUAAGGAGAAUUUUUUGUUUGGGGGGAAGUAUCUUGCAGAUUUAUACAUUUGAGGGACAUCAUAGUCUGUCUGUAAAAUCAGAUGGGAAUGUGGAUUGCAACAGCAAAAUAAAUCGCCUGGAGAUCUUUACAGUAGCCCAAAUCGGAAUACCACUAUCGCCUUCAGUUAAUUGAAACAUUCUAGAGAGUAUUUAAUACUGGUUAGAAACAAUCAUUGUGGCCUCAUCACAGGGGGCGGGAAAUGCAUAGCUGGUACAUAGGGCAAAUGCUGUGAAUGCUUAAAAGUUGUUUCCUUGGAUAAGAAUCAACUUGACAGAAGCGGAAUGGAAGGGUAAGCUUUUGGGGUGAGCUGAAAACUACAAAACAGAGCUUCUUGGGUACUUCUGGAUCCCCUGACAGGAAGUGGUACUCCGAGGAAAGGGAAGAGAUUGCCACUGUUUCCUUUAAGAAUAUCUCACGUUGCGGGGCGGUGCUUCCCACCAGCUACCUCCUAACCGUAUCAAUCCAGGCUAGAAGACAUUAUUUCUGCGCGCUGUUUAAUCUUGCCAAAAUGAGCAAAUUCGAUCAAGGCACAAGCAGGAGCCUCAUUUCCUUUUCUGAUACCUGCGUUUCAUUAGGAAAAUAAAGCAGCGAGCCCGCACUGCAAUCCUCUGCACUCUGUGUAGUGCCGGGACAAGCUGUUACUCUCCAUUGUAGAAGACAGGAGGGAGAAGUCCAAAAUACUUUCCAUGAUGAGGUGUUACCACAUCUGCAAACUUCCUGGGAGGGUGAUGGGAAUCCGAUUACUCCGGUUCUCUUCCAUCAUCAUCCUUGUGUUACUGUUGGUGGCAGGUGCUUUGACUACCUUGCUUCCUAACAUAAAAGAUGAUAAAAUGCCCACUUCCCGCAGAGAAGCAAAACCCCAGAGCCAGUCAGCCCUGGAUUCCUUUACUCUCAUCAUGCAGACGUACAACAGAACAGAUCUGUUGCUGAGGCUGUUAAAUCAUUACCAAGCGGUGCCUCAUCUACACAAAGUGAUUGUCGUCUGGAACAACAUUGGAGAGAAGGUGCCAGAGGACUUGUGGAAUGCCCUUGGGCCUCAUCCUGUCCCUGUGAUUUUCAAAAUACAAACUGUGAACAGAAUGAGAAAUAGACUCCAGACCUUCCCGGAACUGGAAACCAAAGCCGUUUUAAUGGUGGAUGAUGACAUGCUAAUUAGCGCUCAUGACCUCGUUUUUGCAUUCUCAGUUUGGCAGCAAUUUCCUGAUCAGAUUGUAGGAUUUGUCCCUAGAAAGCACGUCCCUACUGCUUCAGGUGUUUAUAGUUAUGGUGGGUUUGAGCUGCAAAUACCAGGAUUUGGAAAUGGGGACCAGUAUUCCAUGGUGCUGAUUGGAGCAUCAUUCUUCAACCGCAAAUACCUCGAGCAGUUCCAGAGACAGCCAGCGACUGUCCAUGCUUUGAUAGAUGAGACCCAAAAUUGUGAUGACAUCGCCAUGAACUUUAUGGUCGCCAAACACAUCGGGAAGACUUCAGGAGUAUUUGUCAAGCCUGUGGAAAUGGGCAAUUUAGAAAAAGAGACAAGCAGUGGUUAUUCUGGAAUGUGGCACCGGGCAGAUCACUUCCUGCAGAGGUCUUAUUGUAUAAAUAAGCUUGUGAAGGUCUAUGACAGCAUGCCCUUAAAAUAUUCCAACAUUAUGAUUUCCCAGUUUGGUUUUCCAUACUAUGCCAACCACAAAAGCAAAAUGUAAAAAAAAUGAAUGAAUAAUAAUCCUCGAACUGCUUGGGUAUUUGGGUAGCUUCUCAGUGUUAAGUUUUUAUAGCAACAUUAUGGACUGUUAUCCCCUCUGAAGUCCAAGGUGGUCACUACUCAGGUAUGGUAUGUGUAGUGCCACUAGCUAGGGAAAUCCCUCCUUGUUUCAGAAAUAGAGAUGUCGCUGGUGUUGUUGCCAGGGUAGGCCUCUUGUUAAGGAAUUUUGAUCCAGGUGCAUAACUUCCUUGGUUUGUGACAUAACUGUUUACAUUUUGAGACUGUUUUUCUUCUUUUCUGACUCCUGGCAUUUGCCUUAAGGACUAUAGAGAGCUGUCUCCAGUGUCUGAAACCCAUGAGACAUUUCUCUUAGCUUUCUCGUUUAAGGCUGCUUGCCUUCAUCUCAAGCCUCAGAUGCCAGUUAGGCUUAUGAAAAAGGAGAAGUCCUGUAUUGUGUCUGGGAAGGCCAUGGAAGAAAGCAUAAUAUUAACCGCACAUUUCUUACAAGGAGAAAAGCUAAAGGCAGCUGCUGAGUCCUCUGCUGGCCGACCCAACCUCUCUUGUCUAGACAUAUCCUGCAGACGAGGAUGUGGCUGCAGUCACCCCUGCUUUCAUUUUCACUGCUGGGUCUCUCAUGACUUGGUGGUUGUCUUGUAGCUAAAGAAUGUCUGGUUGCUAACUUCAUUUUUUCCAAACAUCUACUGCAUGGAUCACAGAAAAUGCAGCCCAUGUUAACUUAUAUGCAGCUGAAAGUCUCAAGGCAUAUCGAGAUUGAGGUUGUGCAUUUUGUCGUUAAAUCUGACCUCAAGAAUGUACACUCAUUCACUUGUAUACUUUGCAUCAGGUUUGCAUCAUCAUUAUAGAAAUGCGUACAAACCAGUUCUGUUUUAGAAGAAUGUUAAAACAGGGAUUUAAUGAGAUAAUGUAUGUAAAGCGCUUUGUAAACUUUAAAGUGCUCUGUAAAUGUGAAUUAUUAUUAAUAGGGCCUGGCAGAGGUGCCCUUGUAGAAUUCUAAUAAACAAGUUCAAACAGACCGUA